Messenger RNA from Capsaspora owczarzaki ATCC 30864, 2433 nucleotides. RefSeq lists its product as hypothetical. Gene Ontology annotation, biological process: protein sumoylation. The transcript has 10 exons. Gene Ontology annotation, molecular function: zinc ion binding; SUMO ligase activity. NCBI's taxonomy places the organism in Eukaryota, Filasterea, Ministeriida, Capsasporidae. The coding region runs from base 1 to 2433 and encodes 810 amino acids. The record is from RefSeq and is a predicted model, not a curated record.
AUGCCAUCCGCUAUCGGGAGUGAGGAGGCCGCGCGGUCGUCACAACCGCCAGCGACUGAAACAAGUCCGAGACCGCUCUCCAACCCGAUACCGCCCGCCCGAGAUGCCUUAUCGCAGGCUCGGAGUCAUCACACUGGAUCACAAGCGUUCGGGAGGAUGACAUCGCUGGCUGCGCGCCAGGCCGCCGUUGCACGCCAUUCUCGAGCAGCGGCGCCGAGCACCACCAGCACGCAGGCUGCUGCCGAGGUCUCAGAUCGCAUCCGUUCUGCAGCCAUUGCGCAUUCUAGACCAAGUGCAGCCAGACCGUCUGGCGCAUCGCCGGCUCCUUCUCCAGGGGCAACCCCGAGCCCAUCCCGAGGGCCACAGAGUCGCUCAGACGCUGCCCGAUUGUUUGCAAGCACGCCUUGGAGUGGCUCCUUGACAGCAGAUCUCAGACGACAGCUGGUGAAUCUCAGCACGGAAGCCAUGAGAACGCUCGCACUCGAGACAUCACCAGGUGGAAUUUUACAAACCCGGACACGGUCGGGAAUGCUGGAGGCAAUUUCACGGAAUUUGGAUGCCAAUCCAGGAAGCUUGGCAACCGUCCAGCGUCACCUCGGUCUCGCAUCUUCCUCGCCGUCUCAGCAGGCGCCAACACGAGCUCAUCGGGACGCUGUCAACCCAGCACCCUCCACGGUUGACCUGCAGCGAGCUCGGAAUGUUCUACUUCAAUCAGCCUUGGGUCUGCAACAGCAAUCAGUGCCGCAGGGUCCAUCCACGUUUUUCCAAGCUCUUCAAGCCUCGAGUCGUGCGCCCACACCAGAUCGGCUUGGCUACUUUUCUCAGCAUGCUCCGGUUUAUGGCUUUGAGUCUAAUCCCUUCUAUCCAUGCGUUGCCGAGCGUUGGAGAAACCCACUGUUUGCCGUGCAUUUCGCUGCAGGCGAGGCUGAGGCUAAAGAAGUCGUUCUGGCGCCCCAGAGAACAAGAGAUAUCGAAGCCAUACGAACACUUCACGGCGAUUCAUUUCGAUUCGUGCUGCGAAUUUGUCCACUGCACAAGUCCUACACACACUUUAAAGACGGUCGACUUGUCUUCCACGAUGCGAUGCCGCAAGACUGCGAAAUCGUCCUCAACGACACGGUUAUCAAGCACUCGUGCGAAUCCACUGCUAUCAAACACGAGGCCUUUGAUGUGACCCAGUUUCUGCUCUUGCCGCUGAGCAAACUCAAGCUCCGUGUGUCUUCCUCUCGCUUUCGUUCUCUCUAUGUGGCAUUGCACUUUGUUGAUGUCGUCACUCCUAGCUUGCUCCUGAGCAAGUUUGUGGCAGCUGCUCAAUCGAGUGUGGAAGAGUGUGAACUCAAACUCUCAAAAAUUCUUCAUGCAACCAACGGCGAAGACAUUUCCUCCGUUGAUAACAUCUUGCCUUUAACAUGCCCUAUUUCGAAAACUCGUAUUCGCACAGCGGCUCGGUUUGCCAAUUGCAGUCACAUUCAGUGCUUUGAUUUGGGCAACUUUUUGCAGGUGAUUGAGCACAACGCUCUGCUCAAGUGUCCGAUCUGCAAUAAUCGAGUGCCAGACAGCGUGCAAGAUUAUUUUGUGAUUGAUAAGUUUGUGAGCAAUAUUGCAGCCCAGGCAAACCAAUCGAUCUUGCAAGUUAGAAUUCAACCCGUCGGCAAUCGCGUCCAAUGGGACGCGCUCCUGCCAACCGACGCUUCUCAUCAAUCACCGGCAGCACUCGCUUUCUCUGGAAGCGCUCAAUCCUCUGAGACAAAUGUGAUUGACUUGACCGACAUCGACGACAACGCUCCGGAUGACACGCCCCUGGUCGGAGUCUCAGUUAAGCUGGAAGCGCCCGAUUCUCCAGUCCUCGUCACCGCCAGCAGCCAUCAGCAGUCCACGAGCAGCAACAGCAGUAGCUUGCCUUCGCCGCAAUAUUUUGCGAUGCCGUCCUUCGUUAGCAACCCUGUCGCCGAAACCGCAAUGAGAUCAUCCUCGAACAUACCACCGCCUGCCAUUGCUCCUCGCAGCAUUCAAGGUGGCAUGGAUGUUGGCACCGGUGGUGACCACGACGUUGCCGGGGAAAGUGCAGACAGCGACGAGAACGACAACGAGCUCGGCAACGAUGAUUCUCAGGACGUCCAAUCGCUGAGUUCUGGCAGCGACCUGGACUUGGUUGGCGACUUGCAGAAUCAACUUGAAGAUGACGAUUUCGCUGAAAUGAGUUCGGAAGACGAUCUUUUCGCUGAAGCGAGUUCGGAAGACCAAGACGCGAGUGGCCAGAGCCGACAAAGCUCCAAACGUCCGCAUCUAUCACCCGAAAGUUUCCUAGAGCCUGAAUCGGACGAGGAGACCAAUGAAAAUGGGAGCGACGGCCCAUUUAGCAUGCCUCCGCAUGUGUCAAGAAAACGUGCUCGCCUUGACGAGCAAGACGAGCAAGACAUCGACGAAAAUUGA